This is a messenger RNA of Morus notabilis, 990 nucleotides long. RefSeq lists its product as uncharacterized. Gene Ontology annotation, cellular component: mitochondrion. The record is from RefSeq and is a predicted model, not a curated record. The coding region runs from base 136 to 933 and encodes 265 amino acids. Gene Ontology annotation, molecular function: protein-containing complex binding. NCBI's taxonomy places the organism in Eukaryota, Viridiplantae, Streptophyta, Magnoliopsida, Rosales, Moraceae. The transcript is spliced from 10 exons.
AUAAGUCAAGCAUUCGUGGAUUGAAACAGCAGCAAGUUUAUUGAUAGAAAAAUGGAAGAGAAAAUGUUGAAAUGAGGACACUGGUUUCUUGGUUUGGUCCAUUAUCGAUCAUCAUCAGUUCCCUAGCUCUAUUCAAUGGCUGCGUCAAACAGUGACAAACACUUUGAAGUUGAGGAAGCGGAGACUGUCAAUGUCCCUCCUCCUGCAGAGAAGUUACUUGUGUUGGGUGGGAAUGGAUUUAUUGGCUCACAUAUUUGUAAAGAAGCUGUAGACCGUGGUUUGUCUGUUGCAAGCGUGAGCAGAUCUGGUCGAUCAUCCAUAAAGGAUUCAUGGGCUAGUAACGUGACUUGGCAUCAAGGAGACCUUCUAUCACCUGGUUCUUGGGAGGAUGCUUUGAAUGGAGUCACUUCUGUGAUCUCUUGUGUCGGUGGCUUGGGCCCCAAUUCGCACAUGUAUGAGAUCAACGGGACUGCAAAUAUUAAUGCAAUUAGAGCUGCUUCAGAAAAAGGUGUGAAAAGAUUUGUCUACAUUUCUUCUGCAAGUGCAAUAAAGGAGAAAGGGAUAAAGAAGAAAGGGACCCAUUUAUUUUCCCCUUUAUUUCGUGGAUAUUACGAGGGAAAGAGAGCUACUCAAGUGGAGCUACUAACUAAAUUCCCUCAUGGAGGAGUGAUUUUGGGGCCUGGAUUCGUUUAUGGAACUCGCCGUAUUGGAAGCAUAAAAUUACCUCUGGGUGUUAUUGGUUAUCCAGUGGAGACGGUUCUCCAAUGCGCGAAACCUCUGAGAAAAUUGCCUCUGGUGGGGCCUCUGUUCAAUCCUCCUAUUAAUGUUACUUUCGUGGCAAAGGCUGCUCUUAGAGCGGCUACUGAUCCUGCCUUCCCUCCUGGCGCUGUUGAUCUCGACGAAAUUCAACGUUAUAGCAAGGAGAAGUUUUAGAUCCAUGUCCUGGUUUCUCUUUCUUUUCAGUUUAUCAAACACUACAGCUAUGUAACA